Phascolarctos cinereus (koala) is the source of this 1297-nucleotide messenger RNA. The record is from RefSeq and is a predicted model, not a curated record. Lineage: Eukaryota; Metazoa; Chordata; Mammalia; Diprotodontia; Phascolarctidae.
GGCAUCCUGGGCUUGGCCCUCUUGGGGAACAGCAGACGUGCUGAGCACUGGCCAUCCCAUCGCCUCCCUCUGUUGGCCAGCCGGGACACCCCUCCACCAUGGAAGGAAUUAUGGCAUCCCAAGAGCCUCGCGUUCAGGAGCUGAUCACCGAGUUGAGAGAUCAGAUGACUGGAGCUUACUUCAAAUACAAGGGCAUCAAUUUCCCUGUGGGCCUCUAUGCCCCAGAGACCAUAAGCUAUGUUGAGAAGGACUUCAAAGUCAGGGAUGAUGACAUCUUCAUUGUCACCUACCCCAAGUCAGGUACCACUUGGAUGAUUGAGAUUCUGAGCCUAAUGCUGAAGGAUGGGGAUCCUUCUUGGUCGCGCUCAGUCCCCAACUGGGAGCGGGCUCCCUGGUGUGAGACUGUCCUGGGCUCCUUAUCCAUCAUGCAGAUGACCAACCCCCGCCUCAUCACCUCUCACCUCCCCAUCCAGCUCUUCCCCCGGGACUUCUUCAACUCCAAAGCCAAGGUAAUCUACGUAAGCCGCAACCCCCGAGAUGUCCUGGUUUCCCUCUACCACUACUACAAGAUCGCUGGACACCUCAAGGACCCAGGGAGCCUAGACCAAUUCUUGCAGGAUUUUCUCAAUGGAGAAGUACAAUUUGGCUCCUGGUUUGACCACAUAAAGGGAUGGAGGCGAAUGGAGGGAAAAGACAACUUCUUGUUCAUCACUUAUGAAGAACUGCAAGAGGAAAUUGUCCAUCUCUCCAGAGAGAACUGGAUUCGGGGGUCCCCUCUGAGGCAGCCUGCAGGACUGCUCACCGCCUGGCCAGCCUGUUUGUCACCUCCCCAUGCUUCUGUCCCUCCAAAGUCUGAAGUGAAAAGGGAGAAAAGGGGUCCGCAGCCCAGCAAAGGAGAGGCUUGCCCCCAAAUAACCCAUCUCACAGCAGGAAGAGUCAGCUAGUGACUCCUGGGGGCAGCCCUACUUGCAGACUUAGUGAGGAGCUGCCGUCCUCCCUUCCACAAGGCACUCUGAGCAUGUCCAACACAGCGUCCACAGAAAAAGGGCUUCCUUCCCUGCCCUGGUCUUGGAAGUCCCUGGAUUACCAUACCCCCGCAUACACAUGGAGAAAGCAAACACAUCUAAUGUAGGGAUGGCACAUGCCCUAUUCUACACCCGCAGUCCCCCACGUCUCUCUCUUGAGAGCAAGAAAGUGUGCUCAUGUACAUGAGCUUAGCUGCUUCUGUAAGGCUGGUUUUCACUCAUUACUGUAGCUUUUGGCUAUGUUGUUCUCUUGGGUCAGACUUCUUUGCAGC